This is a messenger RNA of Scheffersomyces coipomensis, 2778 nucleotides long. It is a transcript of the gene KCS1, whose product is annotated as inositol polyphosphate kinase. The transcript is spliced from 2 exons. Gene Ontology annotation, cellular component: nucleus; cytoplasm. Gene Ontology annotation, molecular function: inositol hexakisphosphate kinase activity. The record is from RefSeq and is a predicted model, not a curated record. Gene Ontology annotation, biological process: inositol phosphate biosynthetic process; phosphatidylinositol phosphate biosynthetic process. The coding region runs from base 1 to 2778 and encodes 925 amino acids. NCBI's taxonomy places the organism in Eukaryota, Fungi, Ascomycota, Pichiomycetes, Serinales, Debaryomycetaceae.
AUGGAACAAACUACCAUACAUCAACCAUCUACUUCUCCUGUACCUUUUCCUGACUUACAAGUUCUGCAUCUGCAUCCUCAUCCUCAUAACAAUCAACAAUCUCAUCCAUUUCUUCAACCUCCAGAACCAACCAUAUCAAAUCAUUCAUCAACUUCUGAUUUAACUUUAACUACUGCAUCAAUCUCAGGUAGAAAAGCUGCUCGUUCUCUUCGAUUGUUUAGAAAUGUACCUAAUGUAAAUGAAGAACUUCCUCAUUUAUCAUCCUUGGAUAUUUCUGAAGAUAGUGAUAUUGUUCAUGAAAAUUCCCAUACUACAUCUCCUAUCAAUACUACUGUAAACAUUAAUACAGCAAAUAUACCAACUACUACCACUAUCAGUCCUUUAAAUACAAUCACAACGCCAUCAAACAUACCUUAUACAGAUAAAAUAAUAGAUCAUCAACCUAUAGAUUUAGAACCAGUUUCUUCUGCAACUUAUUUUCCUCAUACUCCUGCCGAUCAAAAAUCGAAUGAUAUUUUCGAUCCUUUACUUAGUCCAACCAAUUCACAGCAUUCAAGUCAUUUUCAUGAUCCACUUUCAUCAACUCAUAGUCAUCAACAUCCUCAUCAUAAACCACAUCAUCGUGCUUCUAUCCCUCAUACUCAGCAUUUAACUGCAAAUGUGGAAUUUGAUCAUUCUUCAAAUGGUGAUAUUACUAAUAUUCUUAAUAAUGAAAGCACUACUACCAAUAUAACCACAACUACUUCUUCAACUACAUCCAGUAGAAAAACUACUGUUAAAACUUUUAAUGAACUUGAAGGUCGACAACCAGUUAAGAAAAGUAUAGUAGAAAUUGAAAAGACAAUCGUUAGCUUUUCAAGAUCUUCAUCACCUGUGUUGGAGAUAAACCAUCAUUCAGACGAAAAACUUGAAGAAGAAAUUCCAAAAAACAUUUCUCAACCAUCUCAAUCUCAACUUCAUUCACCUCAAUUGAAUGAAUCAUUUCCAUUAGCGGUGGAAUUAAGACCAUUCAAAAAUAAAGUUGGAGGUCAUACUGCUAUUUUCAGUUUUUCAAAACGUGCUGUUUGUAAAGCUUUAAUGAAUAGAGAAAAUUUGUUUUAUGAAACUGUUGAAUUAAGACAUCCUGAAUUAUUAAAUUUCAUGCCUAAAUAUAUUGGAGUUUUAAAUGUCAGAUAUUCGAGUUUAAUCAAUGAAAAUGAAAAUGACAUUGAAAAUGAUACCGAGAUUAAUAAUGAAAAUGUUGAUAUUGUAGAUCAAUUAACAGCUGUAAAUACCAUUAAUAAUGAAAGUUCUGAUCCAAAGAAUACUACUCACGUUCCAACAUUAAAGAAGGUAAAAUCAAUUUCAAAAUGCCAUUCUAAAGGCAUAGAUAUUCGCGGUCAUCACCAUCAUCAUUCCAUAGCUGAUAUUGAUGAUGCAGAAGAAUUACCAGAAGUUGUGUUGGAUGAUAAUAAGCAUAUAAUUCCGGAUUCCUUAUGGCAUCAAUACUCCAAUUCAAUACCUUCUUCAGUUCCAGAUUCAUUUGUAAAUAGACAAAAUGGUUUAAAUGAUGCUAUAAGUAAUAGUUUCCAUAAUAGUCUUCAUAAUGGUUCAGUAUCUUCAUCUAUUAACUCUCCUAGAUUAAACGGUAAUGUUAAUAAUAUUGGUUCUACUACUAUUAAUACUGAUUUACAAGUUCAAGUUUUACAAGAAGUCUUUCAACCUACCCUUAAAUUACAUAGUAGUACUGGUUUAAAUAAUAGUGUUACUGCUAUUAAUCCAAAUGAUGAGAUCUUUGCUAUGGAUGAUGAUGAAAGUAAACAGUUUCUGGAUUUUUCAGUUGUAUCUUCACCAAGUUUACAACCUAUCGCCAAUAACAACAACAGUAUCAGUGAAAAUACAGAAGCUACAAGCAGUAACAGUAGCAAUAAUAAUAAUAAUGAAUUAUCAUCAUCAAUUACGGCAGGACCAGUAUUAAGAAAACAUACCAGAUUUGAAAGAUUUAUAUUAUUAGAAGAUUUAACUACCAAUAUGCAAAAGCCAUGUGUGUUGGAUUUAAAAAUGGGUACGAGACAAUAUGGGAUUGAAGCCAGUGAAUCAAAACAAAAAUCUCAACGUCGGAAAUGUUUAUCAACUACAUCGAGAAAAUUAGGUGUUAGAGUUUGUGGAUUACAAAUUUUUAAACGCGGUGGUGGUCAUUUAGUUAAGGAUAAAUAUUUUGGGAGAAGAAUUAGGAUUGGAAUUCAAUUUUGUAAAAUAUUAUCUAAAUUCUUAUACAAUGGUAACGAUAACUAUUCCAUCUUGAGUAAAAUCCCACCUUUGAUUGAUCAAUUAGAAGAGUUAUAUUCCAUAUUUUCAAAAUUAAUUGGUUAUAGAAUGUAUGGAUCUUCAAUUUUAUUAAUGUAUGAUGGUGUUGGUGAUGCUAAUGAUACUAUCAAAGUUCGUAUCAUUGAUUUUGCUCAAUCAGAUAUCUCGGAUCAAGAUGAAAAUAUUAAUGCCAGUAUUCCACCAUAUCAUCCUAGUUUACCCGAUUUAGGUUAUUUAAGAGGUUUAACUUCAUUAAUUGCCUAUUUCAAAUUGAUAUUUAAAAUUGUAAGUCAAGGUUUUGAAUAUAUUGAUUCAAAUCAAGCAUUUAAAGUCUUACAAGAUCAUAAAUCUCAAUUCAGUGGACAAAAUGAAUGGCUUGAUAGUUAUGCUGAAAAUGAAGAUGAUGAAGAUGAAGAAGAUAAUGAUCAAGAUCCAUUCAAUAUCACAUAUCCAACUUAUCUUUAUGAAGAUGAUGAAGGUAUUUCAGAAUAG